AUGGCAGAUUUCGAAGACGCUCCUCUCUCUCCUGAGGAUGAAGAACAGCUCUGGACUGAACUUGGAAAAUGCGUCUCGAGCAAGUGCGAAAGCCACGAAACGAUCGACGAUGCCCUGCGCACCUGGGUAGAACUGACCACCCGCCUCCGCGACCACUUCUGCGAGUCCCAGGAUGAAAUCAUCACCUGUGCCCAGAUGCUCCUCGCCAGCGACCUGUUCCAGGCCAACAAGGAAUACGUCCGCAACCAGAUCAUCUACAGCCUCCUCCAGGAGGACGAGAUCGGACCGCUCCACGCCAUCGCCUGUUUCCUCCUGCUCGAUGGUUGCCAGGACGAGACCAUGUUUCCCCGCAUGGUGGGCGAGUCCUGCUUCCCCCGCCUCCUUGAGCUCAUCAAUGGCCGUCGAGACGCAGAUCCGCGUUUGCAUCGACUUUUGCUGCAGCUCAUGUACGAGAUGUCGCGUAUGGAGCGGCUUCGAGUCGAUGAUUUACAGGUGGUCGACGAUAGCUUUGUCCACUACUUGUUCCGCUUGAUUGAGGAGGUGUCUGACGAUGUUCAUGACCCCUACCACUAUCCUACGAUAAGAGUUUUGUAUAUGCUCGCGUCGACCGAUGCCGCCAACGAUCCGUCCUCACCCUUGACCAACCGAAUUGUCAAAUGCCUGAGUCUACAUGGACCGUUUUUCAGGACUUUUGGAGAGAAUAUUAUCCUGCUUCUAAACCGUGAAACGGAGACUUCGUUACAGUUGCUUAUCUUGAAGCUGCUGUAUCUCCUGUUCACAAACAAGGCGACAUACGAAUACUUUUACACAAACGACCUGAGGGUGCUCCUCGACGUCAUCAUUCGGAACCUCAUGGACCUUCCGGACGAGAAGAUGUCUUUGAGGCAUACCUACCUACGAGUCUUGUAUCCGUUGUUGGCGCACACCCAACUGAGCCAGCCGCCACACUACAAACAGGACGAGAUCCUUCGGGUGUUAAACAUCCUUCGAGGCUCGCAUAAUGUGCAUUUUGCGCCAGCUGACGAGACUACAUUGCGCCUGGUCGAUCGUGUUUCAAAGGUCAAAUGGAUUGAAGAGGUGGAAUCGCCCACACAAGGGUCCGGUGAGGCAGAGGUGGCUCGCAGGUUUUUGGGCAUCAGCUUGUCGCGCUCCGACACCGCGAGUAGUAUCAGCGUAAGCGACGUGGCAGCAGUUAAGGAGAAGCCUGGUGUGCAGACGCCGAGCCGUGCGGGCGAAGAAGCAGACGCCGACGGCUCAGAGGAGGGCGUCACGAUGGCAUCCAGGCCCAAGAAGCCUCUACCAGCAGUACCAAAGCAUCGACAUGGAGUCCCGUUUGCACAAAAGUUUGUCAACGGGGGCCAGAAGAAGACUCCUCCUAAAGCGCCGCCUCCGAGACGACGAGGGAAGAUGAAGACGGUUGAAAACCCUCCCGCAGAGCCGGCCAAAGAGGCCGUUCCAGAGUAG
Molecule: messenger RNA, 1464 nt
Organism: Fusarium vanettenii 77-13-4
Lineage: Eukaryota; Fungi; Ascomycota; Sordariomycetes; Hypocreales; Nectriaceae
Exons: 3
Coding region: 1-1464 (487 amino acids)
Biological process (GO): actin cortical patch localization; actin cortical patch assembly; endocytosis
Cellular component (GO): actin cortical patch
Molecular function (GO): Arp2/3 complex binding
Source: RefSeq, a predicted model, not a curated record